GAGUAGGUAACUGGCCGCUCCAUCGCCACAGAUGGUCAGUGCAAACACAAAGUGACAAUCAAAAGGCUGAGAGGAGAGGAGAUGAAGAGGUAGAAGACAAGAAGAGGAGAACCAUUCAGAAGGACCUGUGUCUGGUUUUGUGCUUUUCGUGGGCUGUUGUUAUAAGACUGUAUGGGCUAGCAGAGGGAUCUGGCCAUGCUUGUUUCAACAGGGAAGAAAAGCUGGGAGGACCAAGUGACCCCAAGCUCAGGACUUCAGUACAGUUAUGAUGACCUAGACUUGGUCUGCUGCCAUGCUGUUAAUGGGGACAAAGAGGCAUCUUUUGGGCGACAUGGUAGGGUCAGGUGUGCCUCACUGCCCGAGUGUGGUCAUCACCAGCCUUGGAUGCAAACCUGCAACAAGAAUGAUGUGGGAGAGGGCACAAGACGGAUAAAGACAAUAGUACAGAAUUUUAAGGAUGGAAAUCCCCAUUGCAGUGAAGGCGAAAAGGAUAGACUAUUGACACCUGAGAGAAAGACUGGAGAUGGACUAAAUGAGGCAGCAAGGCACAAGAUUGGCCAAGACAACAAGCUAGCUUCAGAUAGUGUGGCAGAUCAAGAUGAAUUGCAACAGUCCGCUUUGGGAAAUUUGCAAACUCACAAUGAAGAUCAUAAUAAUAAGGAACUCAACAAGGAUGAAGUGUCUGCUCCCCCAAAACUGUCACUUUUUGUGCUUCCUAACACAGUGUUGGCUAAAAUAGAGGAAACGGGUGAUUUAUCAAAUGUGUUGAAAACUAAGGACACUAUCUUUUUAAAUAACUCUAUAAAAGACUCUUCUGAACUAACUUUCAAAAGUGGAACUUUUGUAGAAUUACUUGAAAACAACAAAGCAAUGGUGAAAAUCACAGAGGGAAGUCAGAAGUUAUUAUGUGAACACAUGAGUGUCACAGGCCCGGUCACAGACAUAAAUACUCAACCUCCCACCUCUGAUUCACAACAGAAAACUGCUGACACACACAAUAUUGUGCAAGGGCAAUGUUGUGAAACUUCUGAACAGAAUACUUUAAAAGUUGUCAAAGUUGAAUGCUCAUACACAGAUGAAACAAUGGUCCAUAACUGUGCAACUGUGGGUUUAACAUCAACUCUUCAUAUAACUGAUGCUAAUGACAUCCCACAGGGUCUACAAAACAGUGGAAACCAAGAGGCUGAUGACCUUUUUGAGAGUUAUCAUCCUGAGAUGUUAAAAAUUGGAAGCCUUUGUCAACCCACUGGUGAAACUUCUCUAGUGGAAUCACAUGGAAAAUUUGACACCAUGGAAAAGUGGCAAAAUUGCUUCCCCUCAAAACUUCAAACCAUACAUGAGGGAUCCUCACCUGAGUUGGGAGAGGAUGCUUCUGCUCAGAUCACAGCAGAAAUGCGAGAACGUCCAACAUCUACAGAGUUAAGAAACCCUUGUGAUGGUGAGAAUUUGACAACCCAGUCUGAAAUCUCAUUUACUGAGGAUCACAGCUCAAGAAGAAAGGAACAUAGGUCCAAACCUGUAGAACAUCUGUCAAUCAAUGAAACACCUUUAACAAAUAAUGGAAUCAGGGCAGAGCCAGGCUCAACUAGAGGAGGAUCUCAACCUGAGGGACUCUACGAGGAACAUGAAACAAAUCAAACUACAAAUACAUCCAAAGACCCUGAAAUUUUCCCAAAAGCUGAGGGCUCCCUCGUCAAACUUCGUAGAAGGAAGAGCUCACAAGAGGAGAGAGAAAAGGAGAGGUCACGUUUGGACUCCAUGGUUCUGUUAAUAAUGAAGCUGGAUCAGUUAGACCAGGAGAUUGAAAAUGCUUUAAGCUCCAUCCCCUCCCUCAAUGGCACGCCCAACCUAAAAAGGCACAACAUUUCUGAUGUUGAUUUGGAAAUGCUUGAUUCAGCAGGAAGUCUCUCAGCCUCCUCCCAGUCCUUAAAUGCCCCUCUUUAUCACUCUUUGUCAUCACUGUCUUCAUCAGGACCCUCUGGAACCUCUGGAGCUAGACCAAAAAAUGAGACCUCUGCAGUACUUUCUGAGAAAGAGAUUGAGGCGAAGGAGGCGUGUUCAUGGCUGAGGGCUGCAGGAUUUCCACAGUACGCCCAGCUCUAUGAAGAUGGUCAGUUCCCAAUUGAGAUUUCCUCAGUUACCAGAGAUCAUGACUUCCUGGAUCAGGAUGCCAUUGAGGCAUUGUGCAGGAGACUGAAUACCCUUAACAAGUGUGCUCUUAUGAGAUUAGAGAUCACUCCUCAAAGAAAAAGAAGUGAGGACUCUGAUGAGGAUGAGCCAUGUGCUAUAAGUGGCCGUUGGACUUUCCAGCGGGACAGCAAGCGUUGGUCUCGCCUGGACCAACUGGACCUGGAUGUGUUCUCUCCCCCAGCUGGAGAGACUUGCUCCUUACCUCCCUUCCUUCCCCAAGAUGAGCAUUUUAGCAGAGGUCCCCUUCUAAAAGAGGGAGUUAAUGCUAGUGCUGAGAGUGUCUUAACAGAUCUGAGUGAGCAACCAGAGGUAGGCUCUCUUCACAGCACUGGUAGUGGAGGUCGAAGCAUAUCUCUGAGUAAUACUGUACCAUCCAGUCCUGUUACAACCAUCUCCAAUGCUAACACAGCCACCACAACCAGGGCAAGCUCAGUUGCUAGCAUUUGUUCCUCUGGAACAUCAGGCGCCAAUGAAGAUUCCAUGUCUGAUGGGCUUCCAUCACCACUGGAACGUGGUACCUUUGCGUUCGAUGUAAAACCCAGCUUGAUAAGUAGUGGUGCUGAAAAAAGCACACGUUCAAGAGCAAAGAGCUUCUUGAAGCGCAUGGAAAGCUUGCGGCUACGCACCAGCAGCAAUGCAGCUUCCAGUCGCAAGAAGAAAUGUGCAGCCGGACAAGGCAGAUUGGAGAUCAGCGGGCCAGUGCUGAAGGAGGGUCUUGAUGAAGACAAACUGCGGCGCCUCAACUGUGUGGACAUUGAAACUCUGGAUCGCAAUGCGAACCGAAACCGAAGCAUCUCCUAUUCAACACAGAUAAGCAGUGGGAGUGCAGGGAGUACCCAAUCAGAGGCCAGCAGUGGGAGUGCUGUAAGUACUCCCAGUCCAGUCUCAAGAGCACGUAGUCACAGCACGGCAGCUGGGUCCACCAAAAGAGGUGGGAUGUACCUGGAAGGCUUUGACCCAUUUAAUUUAGUUGUUCUGCAACCUUCGGAAGACCAGGAAGAGAAACAACAUCACCAGAAUCAGAGUAAGAGAAUGGAUCCCAGCACAACAGCUGAGAAUAACCGACACAACCAUCAGAGGUCAGAGACCAGGCGAGUGGAGGAUGAGGAGAGUAGGGAAGAGGAAAGAGGUGUGAUCUUCUUCUAUUUGCCUGAAGGCCACAAGCCUGGCACUUUUCCUAAAGCACUUGCAGAUGGGGGAUCCUACCGUAGUGGUGAUAACAUAAGUCACCGCCCACCUCGGAGGGGUUCUGCUGCCUCACUAGACAGUCGAUUGAGUAUCUAUGACAACGUACCUUUCUCGGAAAUGGGAGAUGAAGAGGAUGAGGCAGAAGGAGUGGAGGAGCCAAAACUGGAGGACGUGUUAGGGCGAGUCAGUGGCCUGCAGCGACUGGUCAAUGCAUGGUCAGAGACAGGAACUGGGGAAGAGGAAGAAGAUGAAGAGGAAGGGGAUUCAGAUUCAGCCCUUGAUUCUGCAUCUCCCUGUCCAUUAUCCCCACAGCAGAAUUGCUUAGAAGAGACAGAGAACGGCAGCGAUCAGGACAGCACUGGAAACCCGCUAACAGAAAGGGAUGAGACACUCAGUGGACGCGAGAGAUGCGACUCUGGUGUGGGAGCAUCACUUACACGAGCUAACAGAUCUCAAAAGCUGCACUGGCCAAGUUUCCAGAGCUCCCAUGGGCCAAAUCUAUCGUCAGCAGUGCUGCAAGUUGGAUGUCAGUCAGUUCUGCAGAUGAACCUCCUCCAGAAGUACAGCCUGCUUAAACUUACUGCUCUACUGGAGAGAUACACACCCACAAACAAACACGGCUUCAGCUGGGCCGUUCCCAAGUUCAUGAAGCGGAUAAAGGUUCGAGACUAUAAGGACAGGAGCGUGUUUGGAGUUCCACUGCAGGUCAUAGUUCAGAGGAGCGGGCAGCCUCUGCCUCAGAGUAUACAACAAGCCAUGUAUUACCUGCAGAGCCAAUGCCUCGACCAGGUGGGGCUCUUCAGGAAAUCUGGAGUGAAAUCGCGAAUCCAAGCACUUCGACAAAUGAAUGAAACAUGUGGCGCAGGUAGGGGCGGAGUCAGCUACGAGGGCCAAUCAGCUUAUGAUGUGGCUGACAUGCUUAAGCAGUACUUCCGUGAUCUUCCAGAGCCUCUGCUUACCAGCAAACUGUCUGAUACCUUUCUGCAGAUAUAUCAAUAUGUUCCCAAAGAGCAGCGUCUGCAGGCGGUGAGGGCCGCCGUUUUGCUGUUACCCGACGAGAACCGUGAGGCAUUGCAGACUCUGCUGUGCUUCCUGAGCGAUGUGACGGCCAGUGUGGAUGAGAACCAGAUGACCUGUACCAACCUGGCCGUGUGUCUAGCCCCAUCUCUCUUCCACCUCAACACACUGCGGAGAGAGAGCUCCUCUCCCAGGGUUAUGAACAGAAAGAACACCCUAGGAAAACCGGACCAAAGGGACUUAAACGAGAACCUGGCGGCCACACAUGGCUUGGCGCACAUGAUACAGGAGUGCCAAAAGCUCUUCCUGAUUCCAGAGGAGAUGUCACGCUGUAGGAACUCUUACGUGGAGCAGGGACUGAGUCCCAUGCGGAUGGAGGUCCUGACGGAAGACUGCGGCUCCCGAAGCUACAAGAAUCUGCUCAAAGACUGUCUGGAUGCCCUGCUGAAGGAAGCCAAGGACAAGUUCAAGGGUUAUGACAGCUGCUCGACUCCUGAAAAUGCUGAACUUGCUUGUAAGAAGUUUCAGGACGGAUCAUCUCUACGGCAGUGGAAAGUGUGCGUCGAGGUGCCUGCAUCGGCAGAGGAUGUCUUGCAACAGAUCCUACGAGAGCAGGAACGCUGGGAUGAGGACCUGUUAGAGUGGAGGGUCGUGGAGACACUGGAGCAUAACGUGGAAGUAUAUCAGUACAUCAGGAAAUCAAUGGCACCCCAUCCACCCCGAGACCAUGUAGUGCUCAGGUCGUGGGUAACGGACUUGCCUAAGGGAGUGAGUGCUUUGGUGUGCAUGUCAGUGGAUCAUGAGCGUGCAGCGAUGUUGGGCGUACGUGCUAAUGUUCUGACCUCUCACUAUUACGUUGAACCUUGUGGACCCAACAAGAGCCGACUUACGCACAUCUCAAGAAUAGACUGCAGGGGUCGUUGCCCUGAAUGGUACAAUAAGCUUUAUGGCCACCUGUGUGCUUCUGAGGUGGUGCGGAUACGAGACUCCUUUACCUGCCUGGACAAAUAAAUACACACACAAACACACACACACACACAUGCACCUGGAGUGUGCUUUGAGAGUUAAUUUUUCCUCUCAACAAACUCUUACGCUGAAGAGGAAGAUGAUAAAUAUUUCAAACUCCCUGAACAACAAACGGUCUGAGCCCGUUAAAUGAUAUGGAAAGAACGUGACUGUACCGAAACCUACAAAGGUCAGAGGUCUUGCCAUUUUGAUUGCCAUGGCGAUACAUCAAAUGACAAGUCUGUAAGACUAGAAAUGGGAGUGCCUGCUGCUUUGACAUCAUCACUGACGUCACAAUGUUUGACCUCAUACUGAUUAUGUCAUAGUGUGACAACAUGAAACGGGAGGUGCUAUUGCUUCUGAGAAGCUUGUAUGGAUGUGUAUUGUGAAUGACUGUGAAAGUGAUCGUGUGUGUGUGUGAUAUUGUAAGUUACAUGGAGUAUAUAUGGUACAUUCAUGUAUGUACAGUAUGUAUGUGUGAUAUAUGCAUGAAUUUAUUGACAAAUGAGACAUAUUCCAUGCACUGGCACCCUGCUGCAAUAUAGUGUUACCUAUUUCUGUGUGUGUGUUUGUGUCACUGUUACACAGUUAUAUAAGUGUCUGCAAAGCUGUGUACAGUGCUUUUGUAAUGUUUGUUUAUGUCUGAGUGAGUGGAUAGAUGGAUGGAUGGAUGGAUGGAUGGAUGGAUGCAGAGGACAGAUGGUGGUGGCUGGAACACCUAAGAAAAGAACGGCAGGAAGUGUUUGAUAGAGGAAAAGUCUAGUGCAUGUAGAUAAUGUUAAACAGAGGGUUCCAAUGGCACCUAAACCAAAGCCAAGACAAAUACAGCAAUGGACCAAUUCCUCAAUGUGUUGAGUAGAAUAAAGCAAAGUCAGAACAUAAAUUCGGUUUCCUCCCAGAGGUCUGUGAUUGGACAACAUGUUGAUUAAAAUUCUUUAGUACUCAAGGACUAAUCAAAGAUCUCGACCGUUUUUAUAUCACAGUCUGUGAAAAAGAGUGAGUUAUGAAAAACUCAAAAGGACAGGAAAAUAAUUCAGAAGCAUUUUGUUUAGGUUGGAUGUUAAAUGUUUGACUUUAGGAAAUCAGAGUGAACGAAGGCUACCAAGGGCAGCAAUUUUGUCCGAUCAGAAGAUGGUAGAGAAUGUAUGACAAAUAAGUUUAUGUUUGUAUGUCAGUGUUAACCAGAAAUGAAGUAAAAGUCUGAAAUAGUAACAAAGUUUGCAUUUACACUUAAAACUUCACCCAGAGCUAUGGUCACAAAGCAGGACAGAGCAGAAGUGCUGUGAUCAGCAGAUUUCCGUCUAUAAUGUCCUAUUUUACACUGAUCUCGUUCACUAGAAACACACAAUUUUAGUCGAACUGUCUGAUCGAGAAUCAAUUUUGGAGAGGCUGGUGGUUCCCAUGAGCCCAGCACUCCUGUUGUGACCUGCUGUUUGACUAUCAGCCCUGGGUUUGAUGUUUAUACUAGAUUUACUACUACUUACCGUGCCUGUACAUGACGGUGUAUCAUAAAAGUGUGUAAAUUAAGUGUAUGCUGCCAAACUGAGAAUAACGCAUGACAAUGACAGUUAAUUUAAACUUCUCUGUAUUUAUAUCACUCAUAUCUUGUUUUUGUAUGUAUCUUAUUUUAUUGUAAAUGUUACACUCUUAAGUUACAGAAAUGAGAAAGUUCUUUAUCUUUUUUAUUAUUAAUGUUAUUUCUGUACAGAUUAAUCAUGGUCAAAAUGCACUAUUAAAUGUAUUAAAACUAAAAAUAUGAAUA
Messenger RNA from Myxocyprinus asiaticus (Chinese sucker), 7162 nucleotides. Its product is annotated as rho GTPase-activating protein 7-like. The transcript has 18 exons. Bases 196 to 5406 code for a protein of 1736 amino acids. Gene Ontology annotation, molecular function: lipid binding; protein binding; GTPase activator activity. Gene Ontology annotation, cellular component: membrane raft; focal adhesion. The record is from RefSeq and is a predicted model, not a curated record. Gene Ontology annotation, biological process: actin cytoskeleton organization; signal transduction; regulation of Rho protein signal transduction. NCBI's taxonomy places the organism in Eukaryota, Metazoa, Chordata, Actinopteri, Cypriniformes, Catostomidae.